Mercenaria mercenaria is the source of this 9726-nucleotide messenger RNA. RefSeq names its product mismatch repair endonuclease PMS2-like. Gene Ontology annotation, cellular component: MutLalpha complex. Lineage: Eukaryota; Metazoa; Mollusca; Bivalvia; Venerida; Veneridae. The coding region runs from base 108 to 3077 and encodes 989 amino acids. The transcript has 25 exons. Gene Ontology annotation, biological process: mismatch repair. Gene Ontology annotation, molecular function: ATP hydrolysis activity; ATP binding; ATP-dependent DNA damage sensor activity. The record is from RefSeq and is a predicted model, not a curated record.
CGAACAUAAAAAAUUUACUGAUUCACCGAAAAUAAUUGCGGGAUUGCAAAUGAUAGCGGAUCCCGGAAUAAAUCCCUCCCUAAUCAUGCAAUGAUAAUGAGUGAAGAAUGGAACAGAUAGACACUAUUGAGCAAGUGCAAGUAGAAGUAGAUGUUAAUCACCCUGCAGCAGGAAGUAUCAGUGCUAUAGACAAGAAGUCUGUCCAUCGGAUAUGCUCGGGUCAGGUUGUUCUAACACUUGCCACAGCAGUGAAGGAACUUCUGGAAAAUAGUAUUGAUGCUGGGGCCACCAUUAUAGACAUCAAGUUGAAAGAUUAUGGAAGUGAACAAAUAGAAGUCAGUGAUAAUGGAAAUGGAGUUCAUCAGAAUAAUUUUAAAGGACUAACUUUAAAGCAUCACACAUCCAAACUACAAGACUUCUCAGACUUGAUCAGUGUGGAAACAUUUGGGUUUAGAGGGGAGGCUCUCAGCUCACUUUGUGCAUUGAGUGACAUGAGUGUUACUACUCGCCAUCAGGAUGCUGCUGUCGGUACAAGACUGGAGUUUGACCACAAUGGGAAAAUCUUGAAGCAGUCCAACCAGGCUAGGCAGGUUGGAACUACAGUUACUCUCCAGAAUCUGUUUAACACACUACCUGUGAGACAUAAAGAAUUCCAGAGGAACUUAAAGAAGGAAUUUGUAAAGAUGGUGCAAGUUUUAAAUUCCUACUGUAUUGUUAGCACUGGUGUGAGAAUCACUUGUACAAACCAGACAGGAAAAGGGAGCAGAUCAACAGUGGUGUCUUCAAAGGGAAAUGCAAAUAUGCUGGAAAAUAUAUCUAAUAUUUUUGGCCCUAAACAGCCACAAAGUUUGUUAGAGUUUAAGAAAAUUGAUCCAAAUGAUGACCAGUGUUCAGAGUUUGGGAUAAAGAAGGACAGUACAUCAUUAUUCAGUAUAGAGGGUUAUGUGUCAAAGUGUGAACAUGGUCAGGGAAGAAGUAGUACAGACAGACAGUUCUUCUUUAUUAAUGGCAGACCAUUUGAUUCAAAUAAGUUGAGUAAAGUUAUAAAUGAAGUGUACCACCAGUAUAACAGACACCAGUAUCCAUUUGUUGCUUUCAAGAUUACAGUUCAGAAAGACAAUGUAGAUGUGAAUGUUACCCCAGAUAAGAGACAAGUUUUCCUUGAGGGUGAAAAGGUCAUCAUGGCAACAGUAAAGGCGUCAUUGAUUACAAUGUAUGAACCCACCACCUCCAUUUUGCAGUAUCAAAUGCCAGCAAAACUGGCCUGUGGUAAAGGUGCUUUACCAUCAGGAUCCUCCGACUUUACAAGGUUGUCAAAACAUCCUAGUCUAGAGAAGCCUACUGGCCUGACAUCAUUGAUGAAGCUGAAAAGAUCAUUCAGCAGUGCAUUCUCUAAGGAAGACAUGACUGUUGAUACCAAGAAAACUUCCCCUUCCAAAUCUGGCUCUCUCGUGAAACAAAGAAGACUGGAUUCAUUUGUUUCAUCCUAUCAAAGUCCUGGAAAAGUGUCUGAUAAUUCUGUAGAUGCUGAUAAAGGAAGGAUAAAGUCUGACAAUGACAUCAUAGUAUUAGAUGAUCCUACACAAGAAAUAGAAGAAAAUAAUGAUUUUCCAAAAGAAAGGCUUAUAAUAGUAGAACAUGGAAAUGUAGAUAAAAUAGGAAAUGAAAACUCUUCUGUAUGUAUAAAGGACAAUACAGAGGUUGAUGGUCCAACUAGAAAGGUAGGUGAGACAGGUGAUCAUCUGAAUGUUCUGAAAGAUACAGAAACUGCAAGAAGUGACAGUCAUUUUCAAAUACAUAGUAAUAAUGAUAGAGAGGGUGUAAGAAUUAGUGACAAUUUGACAGGAAUAAAUGAGGAAGGUUCUGAUGAAUCUAGUAUGUUAAAUGAUACUAGAGAUAAAUGUGUUCAAAAUUCCACUGAAUGUGUUCAGCACAGUAUUGUAGAUGCAAAGAAAACUGCCAAAUGUGUUCAAAGUGAUUCUCAGUGUGUUUAUAAAGAUACCAUAAGUGUUCAAAAUUAUCAAAAUAUGGAUGGUCAAGGUGCUAAAUUAUUUGUUGACAGAAUAAGUACUGAGUCUGUUGUUGAAGAGUUUGAUAAAGUAUCUGACAGACAAGACAAGAAAGUGAAUGGUGAGACAGUUGUUGUUAUAAAAGAACAUGAAGUUAACAGUAAAUCUGAAAUGAAAAUCAUUCCUCAUCAAGAUGAAGAUUCAAGUCGGAGGGAUAAAUCCAUCACAAGUACAGAUAUGUCAGUUAUUUCAGAUAGAUAUGACCAAGAUGAAGUUGAGGAGGAUAAAUUGAAUGCAGAACAUCUAGAUACGGCAGAAGAUAUAGAAAGAAAAGAAAGGUGCAUACCAUUUUGUAUGGACCAUUGGAAAAGCAGGUGGAAGUCUAGAGAAAACAAGGAAGGUAGCGAGAAGUUCAGUAGAGCAUUCAGAGCCACCAUCAAUCCAUCAGAAAAUGAGGCAGCAGAGCAAGAAUUACAGAGAGAAAUCAAGAAGGACAUGUUCUCACAGAUGGAGAUUCUAGGACAAUUUAACAUGGGGUUUAUUAUCACGAAGCUGGAGAAAGACUUGUUUAUAGUGGACCAGCAUGCCACCGACGAGAAAUACAACUUUGAGACCUUACAGAGAGAUACAGUUAUACAGAGUCAGAAAUUAAUCUGCCCAUUGAAUCUUGAAUUAACUUCCAGCAAUGAGACUAUCCUUAUGGAUAACAUUGACAUAUUCAAGAAGAAUGGAUUUGAAUUUAUCAUUGAUGAAGAAGGACCACCAACACAGAGAGUAAAAUUGAUUUCCACCCCUGUUAGCAAAAACUGGAACUUUGGUAAAGAAGAUAUAGAAGAAAUGCUUUUCAUGCUUACUGAUUCACCGGGGGUAACAUGCCGUCCAUCAAGGGUACGUGCCAUGUUUGCAUCUCGGGCUUGUAGGAAAUCUAUCAUGAUAGGAACCACACUGAAUAAAGCAGAAAUGAAAAAGCUGGUUUGUCACAUGGGUGAAAUAGAACAACCAUGGAACUGCCCACACGGACGUCCUACUAUGAGACACUUGAUAAAUCUAGAUAUGGUCCCAAAAUAGAAUGAUAAUAUUGGUUUCAUCAAGCCGCAGGAGACAAGAUCCUUUUAACUGGUUCAUUGAUGUGGUUGAUCAUCUUUGAUACUCGUCACAUAAAAAAGAUCAGGAAAGAUGACUCUUCAAAGAGAGCUAGAGAGCGGAAAAAAAAACAUUUUUUCCCUGCAUGGAAAUGAUUUUAAUUUUUUAUAUAGUAUACAGUUAACAUUCCACAGGAGACAAGAAUUGUUUAACUUGUUCAAUUUGUUUAUAUAGUGUGUACCAGUAUCACCUUUGAUACUCUUCAAAAAAAAGACCAGGAAGGAUGACUUUUCAGGAGAAUUUUGGAGAGCAACGAGCAUGUUUUUAUCUCACAUGCAUGACAAUGAUUUUAAAAUGAUUUGAAAUAAUCUACCAUUAACAGAUAGCAGCCUUUUGUUACGUAAUGUAACAAGGUGAUGUCAGUUUUGCAUACUAUCUUUAGAUAAUCAUAUUAAUGUAUUUAUAUCUUAUAGUCUUGACGUUUUUUGUGGUCAUUACAUCCACCAUUAGGAAUUUGUUUUGGUAUGUUAUGACGAUAGUAGAUGGUUGAUAACAAUUGUUUUAUGCAACUUCCUUUAUUUAGAGGAAUGGGGAUUGAACUUUGAAGAGGAUACAUAAAAAAAAGCAUCCUUUUGAUUUAAAAAUAGUGAAAUUCCUAAACACAUGAGCACACAUUUUUAGCUGGACUAUUCAAAGAAUAAGUAGAGCUAUCCUACUCACUAUGGCCUCGGUGUCACACCUUAGUUAAGUUUUUCGUACCACUCAACAUUUUGACAAAACCUUUUGAGAUAAAGCUUUGAAACUUUCAACACUUGUGUACCACCACCAAUGUUUUAGGCAAGAGUACAUAACCCCAUCAAGGAUUUUGGCUGAAUUAAGGCCCCUUUUAACUUACAAAUCUUGGUUAAGGUUGUUCUACCAGUUCAUAUUUUGUAUAAACUGUUUGAUAUAUGGCUUGAAACUUUUAUCACUAAGUCUUGUUUAUUAUAAUUGUCUCCAUCUGUAGGCAAGAGUACAUAACUCUUGUCAAAAGGGUUGUAAAAAAAAAAAUUUCACACCACUCGCCCUGUGAACAGUCACUCCCCCUAAAUAAAUUAAAACUUUAUGACAUUCAUAAUACUGUGACAUUUAUGAAAGAAGUAUUAUGUACAACAAACAAAUUUCAAAUAUAACACACAGUAGACAAAUAAUAUUCUCGUGUACAUUAUAUUUCCAUUUUAAUUAAUCAUAUUCAUUCUGCUUAAAUUUUCUUUUCACAGCAGCCAUUUUUCUUUUUCUUUCACUGUAUUUUUGUCAUCUCCACCACCCAGUCGCUCUCCAAAUAAACUACGGAUGUUAGUUUGCCAUACUUGACAAAGUACGGGAAAAUAAACGGUGAUGAUAAUAACAUUUUAGCUUGGAUAAAUAAGUUUAUCUUGACUGGCUUACAGUACAUGGUUUCCUUAGAAUAAUUGCAUCGAUAAUAAUAAUAAUCACAGUCUAGUGUGCAAUCAGUAACGGUAAGCGAUUGAAUUUUAAAGCGUCUAACGACGCAAAGUUUGUUAUCAUUUUUAACCAGGUUUCAAUAGAAAACCAGUUAUUAGAUUGGGGUAUGUCGUCGCCGUCAAACUUGGUUUCCACACAAUAACUUUAGUUUGGAACAAGCUAUAGACACCAAACUUGGCCUGUAGAUAGAUGGUAAGGAUUGCAUUUAGGGUCAUUUGGGUCAAGGUCAGGUUUGCUGUUGCUAAAAAUAGAAAAAUUGGUUUCCACACAAUAACUUUAGUUUGCAUUGAUGUAUUGAAAUAAAGCUUGGUUUAUAGGUAGCUUAUAGAAAAACCAAGGUUGGGAUUGUAUAUGGGGUCAUUGGGGUCAAGUUCAAGGUCAGGAUAACUUAUUUGAUAUUCAAACAUUGAAAAUCUCACGGUGGCGCAGUGGUCUAGAGCGUUGGGCUAAAAGCUACUUUUUAGUCAGUGGGACGUAAGGGCGUCGGUUCAAAUCCUGCUGAGAUCCAAAAAAUGUUUUUUUCUUUUUCUUUUUUUUGUGAUAAAAAGGUCAUCUUAAUGCCAUUUGGUCAUGGUCAAGGUCACAGUUACUAAAAUUAGAUUUUUUUUCUCUAAAAAUAGAUUUUUUUUCUCAGUGUGAUUAUCAAAAAGGUUGUUUCCACUUUAUAAUUUUAGUUUUGACUUAUUUACUGCCACAGCAAGUAGCUUUGAAUGAUAUUUGGGAUGACUGUUACUAAAAAUAGAAAAAUGGCUUCCACUCAAUAUCUUUAGUUUGGGUACACUUGCUUUCUGUAUACUUGGUGUGUAGAUAGCUUUUAUCGAACACAAAAGGUUGGGAAUGUAUUUGAGGUCACUUGGAUCAGGGUCAAGGUCAGCAUAGCUAAAAAUAGGAAAAUGGGGUCAUAUUUGAAAUAAAAAAUAGAUUUUUGUGCUGUGGAAAGGAAGGGUGUUGGUUCAAAUCUCACUGAGAGCCAAAAAAUUUAUUUUUCUUUUUAGUUUUCAACUGUCUGUCCGUUCGUUCGUUAGUUCAUUAGUCACAACGUUAACUUUUUGCAUAAAGGCACUUCACUCGCGAACCACUGCACCCAGGACCUUCAAACUUCACAUGCUGAUAGUUCUUAUUGAGUACACCACCCCUACUGACUUUGGGGUCACCAGGUCAAAGGUCAAGGUCACAGGGGCCAAUGUUAACUUUUUGCAUGAAGGCACUUACUCGCGAACCACUUCACCCAGGACCUUCAAACUUCACGUGCUGAUAGUUCUUAUUGAGUACACCAUCCCUACUGACUUUGGGGUCACCAGGUCAAAGGUCAAGGUCGCAGGGGCCAACGUUAACUUUUUGCAUGAAGGCACUUUACUCGCGAACCACUGCACCCAGGACUUUCAAACUUCACAUGCUGAUAGUACUUAUUGAGUACACCACCCCUACUGACUUUGGGGUCACCAGGUCAAAGGUCAAGGUCACUGGGGCCAACGUUAACUUUUUGCAUGAAGGCACUUUACUCGCGAACCACUUCACCCAGGACCUUCAAACUUUACCUGCUGUUAGUACUUUAUCAGUACACUAACCCUACUAACUUUGGGGUCACCAGGUCAAAGGUCAAGGUCACAGGGGCCAACGUUAACUUUUUGCAUGAAGGCACUUUACUCGCAAACCACUUCACCCAGGACCUUCAAAUUUCACAUGCUGAUAGUACUUAUUGAGUACACCACCCCUACUGACUUUGGGGUCACCAGGUCACCAGGUCAAAGGUCAAGGUGCUGCGGAGGCAUUUGUCACCAUUAGUGACAGCUCUUGUUUCAUUUCUUUUCUGGUGACAGAAAGAUUUCAAUGCCAUUGGGUAACUAAAAAUAGAAAAAUAGUUAUAAUAAAAAAUAUAUGUAUAAUAGAAUAUGACCAUUUUUUAGCUCAUCUGAUUUUUUGGGGAAAAAAUGAUGAGUUAUUGUCAUCACUUGAUCGGCGUCGGUGUCGGUAUUGCCUGGUUAAGUUUUAUGUUUAGGUCAGCUUUUCUCCUAAACUAUCAAAGGUAUCGCUUUUAAACUUGCAACACUUGUUCACCAUAAAUAGCUGAUCUUGUACAGCAAGAAACUUAACUCCAUCCUGCUUUUUGCAAGAAUUAUGGCCCCUUUUGACUUAGAAAAUAUCAAAUUUCUUGGUUAAGUUUUAUGUUUAGGUCAACUUUUCUCCUAAACUAUCAGUGCUAUUGCUUUGAAACUUGCAACACUUGUUCACCAUCAUAAGCUGACCCUGUACAUUAAGAAACAUAACUCUGUCCUGCUUUUUGCAAGAGUUAUUGCCCCUUUUGGACUUAGAAAAUCAGAUUUCUUGGUUAAUUUUAUGUUUAGGUCAGUUUUUCUCCUAAACUAUCAAAGAUAUUGCUUUAAAACUUGCAACACUUUUUCACCAUCAUAAGCUGACCCUGUACAAGAAACAUAACUCUGUCCUGCUUUUUGCAAGAAUUAUGGCCCCUUUUGGACUUAAAAAAUAUCAGAUUUAUUGGUUAAGUUUUAUGUUUAGGUAAACUUUUCUCCUAAACUAUCCAAGCUAUUGCUUGGAAAUUCGCAACUGUUGUUCACCAUCAUAAGCUGACUCUGAAAUUUGUUAAAGUUACGACGUAAAAAGCACUCGCCCAAUCGGUCAAGUAUACAGGGAGGUCCACUUGCCCUAUUCAGACUUAAACUCACCAAUGCGAGCAGGCAAGUGGAAUUUUACACCCCUGGUCAACUAUUUUGGCAGAAUUAUGGCCCUUUAUGGACUUGGAAAUUGGUACAAUUUUCAUGCAAGUCCACAUUCUGUCAAAACUAUUUGACAUGUGGCUUUGAAACUUUGAACACUUGUUUGUGAUGUCCCUCUGUAGGCAAGAGUACUAAUUCUGACAACUAUUUUGGCUGAAUUGUGGCCUUUAUUGAAAUUAGAAAUUGGUUUAGUUUUUGUACAAGUCCAUGUUUUGUCAAAACUAUUUGACAUGUGGCUUUGAAACUUUGAACACUUGUUUACCAUCAUAGUCUACAUAUAAAGGCAAGACUACAUUUAUCUAAGACAAGGAUUUAAGCUCAGUUAUGGCCCUUUUUUGACAUAGAAAUUAGUUAAGUUUCGCAUACCAUUCCAUAUUUUGUCCAAACUGUUUUAUCUAGGGCUUGGAAACUUUGAACACUUGCUUACCAUCAUGGUCACACAUUGCCACAUAAUGCAUGACUUUUCCAAAUCCACAAAUACAGGUACAUUGUUUGUCUUAUCUACAGUAAAACACCGCUCGCUCGAGGUCGCAAGGGGAUGAGCAAAAUACUCGAGUUAUCCAUGGUUUUGAGCGACCCAAACAUUAACCAACAUACGAAGAAAACUAAAGUUUGUUUUACGGUCAUCGGGACCGUUUGCUGAGUAAACGGUGAUGCGUAAUAAUAACAUACUUGUGACAUUUUCGAAAACAAACGUAUUACAAACGUUAUCUAUUGAUAGACGUUACAAUAUGUAAUUUGUAAAUAGCAGAUGCGAAGAAACAACUAAGAUUUUUUUUUUUAAUAUUUAUUCACCAACAAGUACAUAUCAUAAUUAUCGUCUCAAUUUUAUGAAACGGCUAUAUUAUUUCCUUCAUUUGCAUGCAAACAACCGCUGAUUAAAUUACUAAGAUCUCGAUCCCGCAGAAAAGAUGCUUUAAGUUAUCAGUAAUUGAUCGAUAUUUGAUCAAUAAAACUUUUCUUUAAGCUUUUAUCAAUAAUUAAUCUCAUCAUAAUAUCAAAUAUACCGACAAACAAACAUUUAAGAUAGUCUGGGAAUAGACUACGCAAUUCUCACGGUGUGUGAGAAUGUUUAAUUAACCGAUACAUUCUGACCGCCGAAGGUGUGAAAAAUUUUGACACCUCUGCUCGAGUUAGCCAGAAGCAACAAAGAAUGAAUUGAUACACAGGGACCAGGUGUCAUGCUCGAGCGAUCGAGUUAUCGAUGCUCGACCCAGCCACGGUAAUAUCACAUAGAAAAUAGAAGGAAAUCGGCCGGGACCACAUGAACUGCUCGAGCGAGCCCGGGUGCUCGAGUCAUCGAUGCUCGAGCGAGCGGUGUUUCACUGUAUUUUUCUUCUUUUGUCUGAAAAUCUCUGGUAUUAUUUUGACCCCAUACUUCCAUCAAUUCUUUGAAAAGUGGCAAGCGCUGUCAACAGACAGCUCUUGUAAUAUUAAAGAUCGGUAACUGAAUUUUAAUUCCAAACUUUGAAAGUGAUAACUAAAUGAAGAAAGCACAUUUUAUUGUGUUGCGUGUAUUUUAUGUGAACAGUUUUGUUUCCUUGACGCUGAAGAAUCCUUGUAGACAAGAAUGAGCCCACCCACUUAGCUCAAUAGGGAGAAUGCAGAUCUACGGAUCUCGAGGUCGUAAGUUCGAGCCCUGGGUGAGGCGUAUGUUCUCCGUGAUGAUUUGAUAGAAGACAGUGUGUCUGAAAUCAUUCAUCCUCCACCUCUGAUUCAUGUGGAGAAAUUAGCAGUAACUUGUGCACAACAGGUGAGUACUGGUACAGAAUCCAGUAACACUGAUUAUGUUAACUAACCACCGUUACACAACUGAAAUUCUGUUGAAAAAUGGCAUUAAACCCCUCCCCCCUCCCACCAAAAAAAAAAAAAACAACAAAUCUUUGAGUGUUUCCUUGAAGCUGAAGGUUUCUUGUAGACAAAGAAUGAAAGUGGUUAGACAUGGGAAAAAACACAGAAGCAGACCCUGUAUUUAGAGGCUUUAGAAGCUUCUAGUUUCGGUCCAGUGAUUCUCAGAAAAACAUUGAGAAAACUUCUUCAGUGUGCCCGACUGAUACAGGUUGUAAACUAAAGUCGGUUACAGUGAAAUGUUUGUAUUCCUGUAUGUUUUUAACAGAAGUCCUUUACUGUAAAAGUACAUAUUUUUGCUGGGUCAAAAUUUCGCGAAUUGGAAAUUCUGAGUUAUGUUCGCGAGGUUAAACAUUCGCUAAAUUGUAAAAAUGGUAUCAUACUUUAAUUUGAAUUAUACUAAUGGUGAAUUUUAAUUCAAGGAUUAAUUUUUGCGAGAUGUAGGGUCUAGCGAAUACAGCGAAAAUUACCUCGCAAAAAUUUCUGUUUUUACAGUUUUAUAAAGAGAUGUUAUCUGUACUGGUAGUUAUUUUACAUAUAUUAAAGAAUUUUAGAGAAGAUACAUA